AUGGCUAUGAGGAAAUUGAAGCAUACACAAAUACCUAUCUGGAUUAAACUUCGACACCUUCCUAUGGAAUACUGGACAAUGGAAGGAUUGAGUACUGUUGCAAGUGUAGUGGGUAAACCCCUCUACCCAGAUGCGAUAACGAGGGCAUGCACGAGACUGGAUUUUGCUCGUGUAUGCGUGAUGCUAGACGUUACACAGACGCUAAGAAAACAUAUUAUAAUCAUGACACCAAAUGAGGAUGGAGGGGAAACACCGUGUAAAAUUGAUGUCGAAUACGAAUGGCUCCCCCCAAAAUGUACGAGCUGCAUCACGAUCGGUCAUAUGACAAAAGAUUGUGAAUUGAACAAACCCCUCAAACCCACUAAAACUCCGGUAGCUGUGUAUAUACCGAAAGUUAAUGUUUCCCAACCACCACCAGCCACUGAAAAGAAUAUUUCCCAACCACCACCAGCCACUGAAAAGAAUAGGAAGGCUUCGAAUAUUGAUAGUACAGGAGUUGGAGCUCCGAGAAAAGCCGAGGAUGAAAAGCAUAAGGAACACAAUGCCGACAAACACAACGAUAGGGGUAAGGCAGUGGUUUUAUAUAAUGCCUUUGAUGCUUUACACUACCUUGAUGACACAGAUGAGCCACCUAGGGGUCCUAACACAUGCAACCCCACUGGACGUGAUCCAUGUUGA
Sesamum indicum (sesame) is the source of this 678-nucleotide messenger RNA. Lineage: Eukaryota; Viridiplantae; Streptophyta; Magnoliopsida; Lamiales; Pedaliaceae. The record is from RefSeq and is a predicted model, not a curated record.